Messenger RNA from Thalassophryne amazonica, 2311 nucleotides. RefSeq names its product copine-8-like. The transcript is spliced from 20 exons. The record is from RefSeq and is a predicted model, not a curated record. Gene Ontology annotation, biological process: cellular response to calcium ion. Gene Ontology annotation, molecular function: calcium-dependent phospholipid binding. Gene Ontology annotation, cellular component: plasma membrane. Lineage: Eukaryota; Metazoa; Chordata; Actinopteri; Batrachoidiformes; Batrachoididae. Bases 92 to 1786 code for a protein of 564 amino acids.
ACUUCGGGCAGAUCAGGCGGUUCCGUGUCUCUGGACUCCUCUCAUGCCGUCGCCAGGACACUGGAUUCAGCAGUGACCGACCCGCAGCUCCAUGAAGAUGGCGUGGAUCGGGGACGCGGACCCGUUCACUGCUGCCAUACCUGCCACCAAAGUUGAACUCAGCGUGUCGUGUCGAAACUUGCUGGACAGAGACACAUUCUCCAAAUCUGAUCCAAUUUGUGUGCUGUACACUCAAGGCAUAGCCAACAGGGAGUGGAGAGAGUUUGGCAGGACAGAGGUCAUAGACAACACCCUCAACCCGGACUUUGUCCGCAAAUUCAUCCUGGACUAUUUCUUCGAGGAGCGACAGAAUCUACGCUUUGAUGUGUAUGAUUUAGACUGCAAGAGCGACAACCUCUCCAAACACGACUUCCUGGGCCAGGCCUUCUGCACGCUGGGCGAGAUAGUUGGCUCACUGGGAAGCCGUUUGGAAAAACCUUUAAUCGGAAUCCCAGGGAGAAAAUGUGGAACAAUCAUAGUGAGAGCAGAGGAGCUAAGCAACUGCAGGGAGUCUGUGAUGCUACAGUUUUGUGGCAACAAACUAGAUAAAAAGGACUUCUUUGGGAAAUCUGACCCCUUCCUAGUUUUUUACCGCAGUAAUGAAGAUGGAUCGUAUACCAUCUGCCACAAGACUGAAGUGGUGAAGAAUACUCUGGAUCCAGUGUGGCAGGCAUUUAAAAUUCCUGUCAGGGCUCUGUGUAAUGGAGACUAUGACAGGAGCAUUAAAGUGGAGGUGUAUGACUGGGACAGAGAUGGAGGUCACGACUUUAUUGGCGAGUUCAGCACCAGCUACAGAGAAAUGUGCAGAAGCCAAUCGCAGUUCCACAUCUACGAGGUGCUAAAUCCAAAGAAGAAAGGAAAGAAGAAGAAAAAGUAUCAAAACUCGGGAACGGUGACUCUGCUGUCCUGCCUGGUGGACACUGAGCUCUCCUUCUUGGACUACAUCAGAGGCGGGACCCAGAUUAAUUUCACAGUGGCUAUUGAUUUCACAGCAUCAAAUGGCAACCCGUCCCAGCCCACCUCGCUGCACUACAUGAGCCCGUACCAGCUGAACGACUACGCCAUGGCGCUGCGGGCUGUUGGAGAAAUCAUCCAGGACUACGACAGCGAUAAAAUGUUCCCUGCACUGGGCUUUGGUGCCAAACUGCCUCCUGAUGGACGGGUCUCCCAUGAGUUUGCUCUGAACGGAAACCCACAGAAUCCAUACUGCAACGGUAUCGAGGGGGUGAUGGAGGCCUAUUAUCAAAGUCUCAAAUCUGUGCGUCUCUAUGGACCCACCCACUUCUCCCCUGUCAUUAACCAUGUCGCCAGGUAUGCGUCAGCAGUGACCAACGGCUCUCAGUACUUCAUCCUCCUCAUCAUCUCUGAUGGUGUGAUUACAGAUAUGGCACAGACCAAGGAGUCGAUAGUCAAUGCUGCAUCUCUGCCCAUGUCAGUCAUAAUAGUUGGGGUUGGACCAGCUGAAUUUGAUGAAAUGAUUGAGCUAGAUGGCGAUGAGGAGAGGAUCUCAUCCCAAGGAAGAUACGCAGAGAGAGACAUUGUUCAGUUUGUUCCAUUCAGAGACUACAUCGACCGGCGGGGAAACCACAUCCUUAGCAUGGCUCGUCUGGCUAAGGAGGUGUUGGCUGAAAUCCCAGACCAGUUCCUCUCCUACAUGCGGACCAGAGGGAUUAAACCUGGCCCUUUGCCACCUCCUUACAUUCAAGCUGUUCAGCCUCUCUUCACCAGACGGGUGAGCCGAAUCUAAGGCCUCACCCCGACGGGGGCCAGCCUGGUCGACUGGCCUCUACUCUGCUUUCUCUGCUUCUUCUUCCAGCUCUUCACGGGAGGCUUUUGAGCACAUGGUGAACCUCGACGGCUCUGUCAUGUUGCACUUUCCCGAAAGUUUGGCCCGUGACGGGUGAUGCCAACAAUCCGAUUGGAAGCUUUCACUUUUAGAAGAAGGGACUUUGUGGAUGCUGUGAGGGGCCUCGUUGGUAGGUCAAAGGUCAUCUCAAGGGAGGCGUGAACAGGGUGGAAACUCGAUGCAGCCUGAUAUGAAGGGUCCAAACUGCGGAGGCCUGUAUUUUUUUUUUUUUCAAGACGCUGUUCAGUUCACUUCCUCCUUCACAAAGCUAUUUUUCUCUCUCUCCUAAAGUUUACAGUAUUGAGGCAACAAGUGUGGAGAAAACACUGUUUAUGCCAAUCAAUGUGAAAGCCUUUCAGAUUUUUAACUCUUGACUGCACAGUCUCGGGGUUGUGACUUGUACAAAACCUGUUUUCGUGCCAGGAA